AGAUAAUAAAAAGGAUAUCCGCGAACAAGGGGACAAUCUCUGCGCGCUUGUCAAGGGAAAGGAUCUAUAUGAACAAAAGGGUUUACGACGUUCGUUCUCUAUCACAGCUAACUGUGUCUAAAAGUAAAUUAUUUAAAGCCAUCGAACCGGGAAUCAGGUAACAACAACUACAUGAUGGCAGUCGAUAGAAAAGCCCUUCAGAAAUAUCUUGACUUACCUCAGCCCGAGGAUAGAGUCCAGUGCAUGUACGUGUGGAUUGACGGCACGGGAGAGAACCUGAGAGCCAAGACGAAGACCGUCAACUUCGUACCGAAAGAUCCUAAAGAAUUACCGAUCUGGAAUUACGACGGUUCCAGCUGUUACCAGGCGGAAGGUUCCAACGCCGACGUGUACCUGCAUCCCGUGGCGCUGUACAACGAUCCUUUCCGCAGGGGAAACAACAAAUUGGUGUUGUGCGAGACGUAUAAAUAUAAUCGUAAACCUACAGAUUCCAACCAUAGAAAAACUUGUCUCGAAGCGAUGAACCAAGUUAAAGAUCAGCAUCCAUGGUUUGGUAUGGAGCAAGAAUACACUCUGCUCGAUUCCGAUAACUAUCCUCUCGGUUGGCCUAAGAACGGUUAUCCCGGACCUCAAGGACCGUACUAUUGUGGUGUUGGAACUAACAAGGUCUAUGGGAGAGAAGUUGUAGAAGCUCAUUAUCGAGCAUGUCUUUAUGCCGGUAUUAACAUAGCCGGAACAAAUGCAGAAGUUAUGCCUGCUCAGUGGGAAUUUCAAGUUGGACCAUGUGAAGGUAUAAAUAUUGGCGAUGAUUUAUGGAUGGCCAGGUUUCUCCUUCAUAGAGUUGCAGAAGAAUUCAAUGUCGUCGUCUCUCUCGAUCCCAAACCCAUUCCCGGUGACUGGAAUGGUGCAGGUAAUCACACCAAUUUCAGCACUCAAGCUAUGAGAGAAGAAAAUGGAAUAAAAGCAAUUGAAGAUGCAAUUGAAAAACUCAGAAUAAACCACAAACGUCACAUCAUGGCCUAUGAUCCAAAACAGGGAAAAGACAACGAACGUCGUCUCACGGGCAAACACGAAACAUCGAGCAUUCACGAUUUCUCUGCGGGAAUUGCCAACAGAGGAGCAAGCAUACGCAUCCCACGACAGGUGGCAGACGAAAAAAUGGGCUAUCUAGAGGACAGGAGGCCCUCGUCCAACUGUGAUCCGUACGUCGUCUCCGAAGCACUCGUCAGAACAGUCUGUCUGGGAGAAUAAAUCGCACCAGAUUCCGAAAACACCCGUAUUCAGAUCCAGUCUAGCGUAGAAAAAAAAAACUUAGUUGUUUUUUUAAUAUUUAUGUAAAUACUGCUGCACUCUUUUAUUCUCUUCCUUCAGUUUAGCGAUUCCCAUACUAGUUGUCCAUUUUUUACAAAACACGUUUCUGAAGUUUCUAUGUUAUUUUAUAAAUGUACUGUAUUUAAACAUUGGCCAUUUUUAUUUGGCCCAUUUUUAUGUAUAUAUAGUAUACGACUGUAAUCAGACUGUCAAGUUUGUUGUGCAAAAGAGGAAAUAAAGUAUUAAAAUCUUAAAGUAUAAAAUA
This is a messenger RNA of Centruroides sculpturatus (bark scorpion), 1576 nucleotides long. RefSeq names its product glutamine synthetase-like (gene Gs2). The coding region runs from base 172 to 1251 and encodes 359 amino acids. Gene Ontology annotation, cellular component: cytoplasm. The record is from RefSeq and is a predicted model, not a curated record. Gene Ontology annotation, molecular function: glutamine synthetase activity. The transcript is spliced from 7 exons. Lineage: Eukaryota; Metazoa; Arthropoda; Arachnida; Scorpiones; Buthidae.